GGGGAGGGAGGGCGCCUUAAAAAAUAGACCGGAGCUGAGCAGAGGCGAACAGCAGUCGGGUUCACGUUGAGUUCGCAGGGACUUGUUAGAGGCAGGCGGGCGGGCGGGCGAGAGCCAAUAGCGGGGGGAGCCGAGCGUCUGUCCGUGCUACAUCCAGGCUGCCAACUUGCUCUAAUGCCCGGGCAGUUCCGCCAAGAGAGCCAGAGAGGAAAAUCAGUAUAACAAUGGCCAAUCAGAAACCCCCAGACGGCGGAUGGGGCUGGGUGAUCGUGGUCUCCUCCUUCUUCAUCCAAUUCCUCUCCUACGGUUCCCCGUUAGCUGUCGGCGUUCUCUACGUGGAAUGGCUGGACACUUUUGAGGAAGGCAAAGGAAAGACAGCGUGGAUUGGUUCCCUGGCCAGUGGAGUCGGGCUGCUUGCAAGCCCGUUGUGCAGUGCCAGCGUGUCUGCGUUUGGCGUCCGCCCAGUUGUCAUUUUCAGUGGAUUAUUGGUGGCCGGGGGGCUAAUACUGAGCAGCUUUGCACCCAGCCUGUAUUUUCUUUUUUUCUCCUAUGGCUGUAUGGUUGGCUUUGGCUGUGGAUUGUCAUACCCGGCCACAGUGACCUCUACCUGCCAGUAUUUUGACAAGCGGAGAGGACUUGCCCUUGGAAUCGUUUCAACAGGUGCGAGUAUCGGCACGUUCGUGUACGCCAGCCUGCAGAAGGUGCUGAUCGCCAUUUAUGGACUGGAUGGCUGCUUGCUCAUUAUCGGUGCCUUAUCCUUAAAUAUUUUAGCAUGUGGCAUCCUGAUGAGGCCACUCCCCCAAGCUUCCAGCCCCUCCCCAGAACAGACAAUAUUGGAUAAAACCGCAGAUACCUACCUCAUCUACCAUGAAAAUGAACCAGAUCCAGAUGAAGCUCAAGGGAUGCUGGGAAUCAUUUCAGGGUCAGAAACAGACAGAACUGACGAUCUAAGCAGCACCCAGAAUGGGUUGGUAGCGCCCAAACCUUCUGUAACCAGAGAGCGGGAGAAGAACUUCUGCAAGCAGAUCAUGAAGACCAACUACCAGCGCUACUUGACUUACUGGCUCGAGACCCUCGAGCUUUUUAGGAACAGAGUAUUUACGGCGCUUUUCUUCGCCAUCUUGCUCUUUGACAUCGGCGGAUUUCCUGCGGCUUUGCUUUUAGAAGAUGUUGCCAAGAGUGCAAACAUUCCAGAUACGUCCAUGGUCGUUCCUCUAGUGUCCAUCCUCGGGUUCUCCACCGCCAUGGGGAAACUCAUGUUGGGAAUCCUUGCGGAUUUCAAGUGGAUGAACACUUUGUAUUUGUACUGUUUCACUUUAGUGGCCACUGGGCUCACCUUGUUUGCCAUUCCGUACGCCAACACCUACGCUGUUCUAGCGUUACUGGCCGGCAUUAUAGGUUUUGCGUCCGGCAACUGGUCGAUAUUUCCCUAUGUAACGACCAAGACUGUCGGACUGGAUAAACUCACCCAUGCCUAUGGGAUCCUGAUGUUCUUUGCUGGACUUGGAAACUGCCUAGGACCCCCAUUAGUAGGUUGGUGCUUUGACGUGACGCAGACCUACAAACUCGCCUUCCUCCUCAGUGCAAUAUGCGUGAUUCUGGGGGGGCUGAUCCUGCUGAUAGUGUCCUUACCUCUGUGGGAUAAUUGCACCCCCAAAAGCCCCAAAGCACCUCCAAAAGGCUACAUUUAUACAGCAGCUUCAAAUGCUUAAGACUGUGCCGAUGUUUAAUGGAUUUAUUUAAGCGGGGUCUCUCCUCUGACGCUCAGUGAGGGAGUCACAGUGCAGCAGUCUCUCACAGCCCCCUUCACGUUUAGGAACAUCGAGCCUGCGGCCCUCCAGCUGCUAUUGAACUACAACUCUCAGCAUCUUCACUGGUCACUGUUGUCACGCUGCCCGAUCUCCUGGAGCCACUCAUUGCCAUUGGCUGUAGGUAUAGAUGUGUAAUGAGCGGCCAAAUGCCUGUGACUGUCAGACUCAUGGCCAAGGAUCCUGCAGGGCCAACGACUGGCCAAUGAGUCAUGUGAUAUUAGUUAAUUUGUACUUUUUUCUUAUUAGUGCAUUAUCUGAUGACAGUGCUAUUAUUGCAUCUGAAUAGAAAACCUGCAUAGAUGUAGCAAUGCUUUAUGUGCCACAUACACCAGGUAGGUGCACAUGGGGAGGGGCUAUAGCGCCCCAUAGUGACUGCCUGGUGUAAUUGCUGCCCAGUAGAUGGCAGCAGGGAUGUGCCCUAUGGGUACACUUGUGUUAUUGCUCCUGAGCACAGGAACACUCAGAAAAGUCUGAUACCCCUGAUCCAAGGGUUAAUGAAAUGCACCCAGUCUGCUAACCCAUAGCAACGAAUCGGCAGCUUCCAUUCACUCCUCACCUGUUGGGAAGCAAUAACCCGGCUGCUUUUAGACCUGGUUGUGACUUACCCUUCAAAGGAGAACUUAAGCUUAAUAAAGAAGUAAAGUAAACACUGGGCAAAUUUGCCUGUAGGCGGUAACACUUAGCAACCAAUCAAAUGUUUGUUUUUAUUGCUGGCUAAAAAGUUCUGCCCACUGACUGAUUGCUGGGGGUUAUUACCCAGGUGCAAAUUUGCCCAGUGUUAAUAAAUAACCCUUAUUAAGGGUUGUUAAGAUCUGUGCCCUCAAAAAUACCCCAGUAGCCCCCCAUUUUCUUUUGUGCUGAUUCCCUGCACAUACUCUGUGCUGCUGGCACUUACCUGAGCUUAGG
Xenopus tropicalis (tropical clawed frog) is the source of this 2717-nucleotide messenger RNA. It is a transcript of the gene slc16a9, whose product is annotated as solute carrier family 16 member 9. The transcript is spliced from 6 exons. NCBI's taxonomy places the organism in Eukaryota, Metazoa, Chordata, Amphibia, Anura, Pipidae. Gene Ontology annotation, molecular function: transmembrane transporter activity; creatine transmembrane transporter activity. The coding region runs from base 225 to 1712 and encodes 495 amino acids. Gene Ontology annotation, cellular component: plasma membrane. Gene Ontology annotation, biological process: monocarboxylic acid transport; transmembrane transport; creatine transmembrane transport. The record is from RefSeq and is a predicted model, not a curated record.